AUGGCUCACUGCAAUCUCCUCGUCGCCAUCGUCGCCGUCGUGUUGUUGGUUGCAGUCGGAACCAAGGCGUCCGGCGGCAUCGGGUUCAACCUCCACCAUCGGUUCUCGCCGGUGGUCCGGCAGUGGAUGGAGGCGCGAGGCCACGCCCCCGGCUCCAGCUGGUUGCCAGAGGAUGCUCCGAAAGGCUCGCGGGAGUACUACUCCGCACUGCUCCGCCUCGACCGUGCCCUCUUGGCCACCCGCCGCGGCCUCGCCAACGCCGACGGCCAGAGCACGCUUAUCUUCGCCGACGGCAAUGCCACUCGCCGCCUCGAUCACCAUGCAUUCUUGUACUACGCGGAGGUGGAGGUGGGCACGCCGAGCUCGAAAUUCCUGGUGGCGCUGGACACUGGCAGCGACCUCUUCUGGCUGCCCUGCGAAUGCAAGCAGUACUGUCCGGAGACCGGCAACACCACGGACAUGGAGUGGUCGUCGUACAGCCCGAGCCAGUCGUCCACGAGCAAGAUGGUGCCGUGCGACCACCCGCUCUGCGAGGACGCCUGCGCCGCGGGCACGGUCAACACCAACAGCUGCCCCUACAACGUGAGUUACGUCUCCGCCAACACCAACUCGUCGGGGGUGCUCGUGGAGGACGUGCUGCACCUCACGGGCGGCGGCGGCGAGUCGGUGGAGGCGCCGAUCGUGUUCGGGUGCGGCCAGGUGCAGACGGGCCUCUUCCUGCAAGGCGGUGCCGAGGGCGGCCUGAUGGGACUGGGCACGGGCAAUGUCUCCGUGCCCAACGCGCUGGCCAGCAGUGGCCUCGUCACGUCCGACAGCUUCUCGAUGUGCUUUAGCCGCGACGGGGCCGGCCGGAUCAACUUCGGCGACGCCGGCAGCCCGGACCAGGCCGAGACGCCAUUCAUCGCCCCCGGGAGCUUACAGUUAGGUCUUCAGUAA
Messenger RNA from Miscanthus lutarioriparius, 936 nucleotides. The record is from the annotation of a GenBank genome assembly. Lineage: Eukaryota; Viridiplantae; Streptophyta; Magnoliopsida; Poales; Poaceae.